AGGGGUGUGUUGCGCACGCUCGGCGAGUGUGACCAACCCUCCAACACUUCUGGCGCGUCCGAGUGUUCUUUUAGAUACCAUAGCACGGGUAGUGUGAAGUGUGGAGCCUGUAACUGAGGUCUCGUAGAUCUAUUUUCCCCCUUGCCAAUUACAAGGACAAACUCUUUUCAAGCGUUUUAAUAAUUUCGAAGGAAACACGAAAGUGGGAGGCUUACACCCCUCCCCCAGGGCAUGUAAGAAUCUAGUGGAAAGUGUUAAAGUUCGAUUGUGUUGCAAUAGAUUGUCAGACUGCAAAGUGAUAAAAUUUACAGAUUCAGUAGCAUAGGAAUGGAUGACAAAAUAUCCGUUGAGCCAAGACAUUAAUGUUGAAAAAUACUAAAUGAAAUUUUGGCGAAGGAAAUUUAAGAGAUGGUCUAGGUUUAUUUUUUUUUUAGUUCAUAUAAUAUUGCUGCCAAGCUUCAGUGAAGACUAAUAGUUUAUUCGAUGAUUCAAAUUAUUAGAUGACAAAAGUGAAAUAUAACCGAAAACACUGAAAGCAGUAAGUAUACGCCUAGUAAAGUGAAUUCAAAUCCACCCGAUGUCUCAGUCCCUUGCACACAAUACACCACAACAUUGAUUCCUCAGCACCAACAGCAAGUUCCGCCCAUCGCAGGACGUCUCCCAGGGACUUACAGGCUUAUCGGAAGUGACGUCUCCAUGAUCGAAUGACCACCUCCAUACGUGCCCGCCGCCCCUCCUCUGCCCCACAGAUCCACACGACAAUGGCUGCCACGUCGCUGUUUCUCCUCGCUCUGGCUCUCCCCGCCGCCCUCGCCCUUCCAGACGUGGUCGGGCUGGGCGGGGAGGCCGACUUCCACGCCAUCCGACUCCACUGGAAGUACCCGAUGUCCGUGCCCGACCUCUACGCCUUCGUCAUCGACUACUGCGAGGACCAGCCUUGGGGACAGUACCGCUGCAGGAAGAUGCAACUGAAGGACGUGGAAGCGAACGAAAUCGGCGCCAAGAACGCGCAGUUCCGAGAGUUCGCCGCCCUCAUCUCCGGACUGCGCAUGGCCACCAACUACACGCUGGAGGUCACGCCCGUGCUGGACGGCGAGGGCGACGGGCGCGGGAGGACCUUCGGCAGCGGCGUCGUCAUCAGGACCAAGGGAUUCUCGGCGCGGGCCACACACUGCCUCGCCAACUCCAGCGUGGUGGAGGUCGAUACAGGGCCCAGAUUCGGAGGAAAGAUCUCCGUGGAGGGGAGCGAAGACCCCCGUUGCAUCACGCAGGGGGACGCCACCAGCGGCAAGACGAGCUACCUGCUGGAGAUCGAGCACGACGUGUGCGGCAGCGAGGUCCAGAACACGUCGGUGCUCACUUUCAUCAUCGUCCAGGAGAACCUGCCGAUCCUGACGCACUCGACGAGGAGGUUCCUGGUGAAGUGCAACUACGUCCCCGAGACCUUCACGGUGCGCGCGGGGGUGAGUGUUCCUUCGCGUCGAGGGACACGACGGGUGAAUCUGCCCAACAGCGUCGACGACGAAGACCCUCUCGCCCCCAUCGGCCAAUCCGUGUACGAGGUCGACCCGUCCGAACUCUUCGACUCCUCCAAUAACCUGUUCGACUCCCGGCUCUCCGAGGAGGUCGGGAGAGCCCUCAAGAUGUCCGCGAGCGACCAGAACAAAGAACCUCGCAUGUGGGCUCAUCUGGUGCUGAUGGUGAUCCUCGUGAUGGCGGCGGUGGUGGGGCUGUCCUGCGCGAUGUGGCAUUUCGUGAGGCACGCCAGAGCGCAGAACAGGCAGGGAUUCAUGUCGCCGCAAGAGGAGCCUCGGGUUCUGGAGGAGAGCAUGGAGGCGGUGGUUCGCGACUACACCCAGGGGGACGCAGGGCCGGCCAUCGUCGAGAACCCCGUGGCGCUGUUCCAGACAAGCUUCAUGACUGGCUCUGACAUCUUGACGGGAGACGUGUACGACCUUAGCCUGGCCUCUGUACGUGACCUACCAAACGACCUUUGCCCUGACCCUUUCCCUGACGACCUCUGCGGCGAGGAGGCCGACGAUGACCAGACGCCCAUCGAGACGGUCAACCCGCUGACGCAGCCGCAGAUCCUCGACUGCGUGCCCCAGGCGGGCUUUGACCUCCCCAUGGCCUUCGACCCUUACCACGACAACUUCCCCCUGACCUGCGCUGGCCCCGCCCUCGACCCCCUCGCCCUCCACCCUCAGAGCCUGAUCCGCUUCCCCCAGGAGGACGACCUCGUGCUCGGCCCCGUCCUUCCCCCGCCGAUGUCUCUCCAGACCCUCCCCCACCUCGAGGACCACAUCCCGGUGUUCCUCGACGCGCCGAUCCACCCGUCGUUCUUGGAGGACCACAUCAUUCCUCCCGAUUUCUUCGCCUUCGAGGACGAGAUCGCCCCGUUCCCCGAAGACGCCGUUUGUGCGUGUGACGAGGACGAGGACGCUGUGUCUGACGAUAACGAUGACGAUGACUACGACGACGAGGAGGCCGACGGUGGCCAGACGGAGGGCCAGGGUGGAGGCCAGGACAGCCCGCCCGAGCUCCAGCGGCGGCGCCCUUCGCUCGACCACAACUGGAGGCUCGGGGACGGAGAGGGCCAGAUCUUCCCCGCCUUCUCCCAGUGACGUGACCUCUGACCCCUCGUGGAAGAAGGGCCAGCUCUCAAGGUCAAAUGUUUGAGCACAAAGUGAGACAGAUUACAUGUACUCUAAGAACUGCUGUGACGACUAAGACGUACUAUGUUUGACAUUUAUACGAUAUGACGAUGAUAUGCGCUAGA
Messenger RNA from Penaeus vannamei (Pacific white shrimp), 2779 nucleotides. The record is from RefSeq and is a predicted model, not a curated record. NCBI's taxonomy places the organism in Eukaryota, Metazoa, Arthropoda, Malacostraca, Decapoda, Penaeidae.